AUGGAGAGUAGAGGGCUUCCAAUGGAGAAUAUGAAGUUAGGGAGAGGGCUUCCACAGCAUAUUGUUCGUGAAAUCUUGCGUUGGGUUGUCAUCUCCAAUUUCCCGAACUUGAGGGUUGUCUCUAAAACUUGGAAUCUUUUUAUUUUAGAUUACGCUCAUGAAUUCUCUUCUACAAACGCAAAUGCUUUUCUUCUCUCCACAUGUGAUAGAACUCCCAAUAACAAGGAUCUUAAUCAUAAGAUGCAUUGUAUCCGUUUUGAUACUACCGCACAUUUGGAUUUUGAUUUGGAAUCGGAAUGGACUACUAAAUCACCCUCGUUAAGCUUUGAUGGUGAUUGGCCUUUUAUCUCUCUGGUGGAUAACUCAUGCAAUGGUCUUGUCUUUAUUUGUAAGUGUGCAUUUUUUACUCGUUGUGAUGGCAUAUUCAAUCCUAUGACUAAUGAGUUCUUCCAAAUUCCUCGAGGUGAAUUAGAUGGUGAUAUUUACUCCUACGAAUUAGGUUUUAGCCCUACAACAAAGCAAUACAAAUUGUUUCGAGUUACCGACUCAUUCUUUCUUGAUGGCGACGCUGACAAUAACUCUUCGAUAAUGGAUGUUUUGACAUUCACCAGAAGAAGUGAAACUAAUCAUAACCAUAGCCAAUGGAGGCGACUUCAUUCUCUCCCUCUUCGCAUUCACAAUGGUGCUUACUUGAAUGGUGUCAUCUAUUGGAUAGGAACAAAAGAAGAUAAAGAAAAUGAAUAUAUCAUAUAUGCUGUCAAUGUUGAAACCGAACUAAUUGAAUUGAGUUUCAUCUUGGAUCUUGGUUCUUGCUCCACCUCUAGUCAUGCAUCCUUGAAGCAAUUUAACAGCAGCGUUUAUGCAACUUUUUUCAUCAACCCAAAGACUUAUAACUCCUCCAUUCAAGUGUGGAGGAUGCAAGAGAAAGAUUUGUGGAUUAGAGAAUUUGUUAUUGUUGACAUACCAAUUAAUUGGAGUUCCCUUACCCUCAUCAAAGCCUUUGAGGAUGGAGAGAUAUUGUGUAUGAUUAAUCUUGAUUUUUUUUGCUGGUAUAAUUCUUUCACAGGGAGGAAGAAGAUUGUAACUAAGAAUCAAAAGAAGGAUAGACGUGUGUGUCAAAUAGAAUAUUUGAAUUUUGGUUUGCUCCAAAACAUUUUGGCAGGAGAAGAGACAUAA
Molecule: messenger RNA, 1176 nt
Organism: Cucumis melo (muskmelon)
Lineage: Eukaryota; Viridiplantae; Streptophyta; Magnoliopsida; Cucurbitales; Cucurbitaceae
Product: F-box protein At3g07870-like
Exons: 1
Coding region: 1-1176 (391 amino acids)
Molecular function (GO): protein binding
Source: RefSeq, a predicted model, not a curated record